Molecule: messenger RNA, 735 nt
Organism: Myotis brandtii (Brandt's bat)
Lineage: Eukaryota; Metazoa; Chordata; Mammalia; Chiroptera; Vespertilionidae
Exons: 2
Coding region: 1-735 (244 amino acids)
Biological process (GO): protein sumoylation
Cellular component (GO): nucleus
Molecular function (GO): protein tag activity; ubiquitin-like protein ligase binding
Source: RefSeq, a predicted model, not a curated record
AUGGCCAAUGAAAAGCCCAAGGAAGGAGUCAAAACUGAGUACAACUAUCAUAUACAUUCGAAGGUGGUGGGGCAGGAUGGUCCUGGGAUGCAGUUUAAGAGUAAGAGGCGCACACCACUUAGUGAAGGAAUGAAAGCCUACUGUGAACGACUCAGUUUGCCAACGAGGCAGAUCAGAUUCCAAUUUGACAGGCAGCUAAUCAAUGAAACACACACCUCACAGUUGGACAUAGAGGAUGAAGAUACAACUGGUGUGUUCCAGCAGCAGACAGGAGGACCUGCCACUUCACUCCAGAACUCUGUGCCUCCAGACCAAGACCUUCUCAGUCAGAAAACUGCCAUGUUGUUGCACCACACCCUGACCACUACACAUGAACCUUUCUUGAUGCUGGCUGUUCCUUCCAGCUCCAUUACAGCCAGAUAUGUUACCUUAGACAAGUCACGUAAACGUUCUGAACUUGGGUUAUCAUCUGAUCAUGCCUGUUCUGCUCUUCAGAAGCCAAAGAUACUCAAAUUUUUUGAACAUAUUAAUGAGCAAAACAUUCUGUACCAGAGUCAGACUGCAGUCAGCACUCUUUGGUCCAGUGUUCAGGCCACCGUGCAGCAGCCUCAGCACCCAGGACAUCCUUGCCACCACUUCAGAAAAGCUUCUCUGCCCGGAAAUCGCAGAGACCAGGAGCCAGCACUCGGUGAUCCUGGAGACUAUCUGCCGCAGCAGUGCCCGGUGAUGCUCUGA